Molecule: messenger RNA, 1956 nt
Organism: Morus notabilis
Lineage: Eukaryota; Viridiplantae; Streptophyta; Magnoliopsida; Rosales; Moraceae
Product: proline-rich receptor-like protein kinase PERK7
Exons: 8
Coding region: 1-1956 (651 amino acids)
Biological process (GO): protein phosphorylation
Molecular function (GO): protein kinase activity; ATP binding
Source: RefSeq, a predicted model, not a curated record
AUGGCUUCUUCUCCUCCGCCGUCUGAUUCUCCGCCAGCUUCCUCGUCCCCGCCGCCAUUGCCGUCGUCUUCCCCUCCGCCGCCAUCACCGUCGUCUUCACCCCCUCCGGAAUCUUCACCUCCGCCGCCUCCAUCACCGGAAUCUUCUCCGCCGGCGGCAAAUGAUUCAUCCUCGCCACCGCCUCCGCCGCCUUCUUCUAAUGAUUCCUCUACGCCGCCGCCACCACCACCCUCAUCGCAAACACCUCCGCCCGUGAACGGUGAUUCCCGCUCGCCUCCGCCACCGCUACAGCCGUCCCCCCCUCCGCCUCACCAAUCUUCGAGCCACGUGCCUCCUCCGCCGAGAUCACUGGCGGCGGCGACAGGCAACACGACGAAUCAGCCGGCGAGCGAUUCGACGUCGUCAUCUUCGGGGUCGAACGUGGUGCCUCUGGUGAUCGGAAUUGUGGGAGGGGCGGGGCUGUUGCUGCUGGUGGCGGCUCUACUUUUCUUCACGUGCGCUAGGAAGAAGAAGAAAUCUCAACCCCAGAUGUACAAUAUCGGAGCUCAGUCUCGCACCGGAAACAAUGGCAAUGCAGGAACUGAUCAAUACUAUGCCGCUUCACAACGCGGCCCCCACCAGAUCAACUGGCCACAAGCACCAAACCCUAACGACCACGUUGUCAACGUCUUCCCUCUGCCUCCAGGCGGUGGAUCUUGGCCCGCACCCCCGCCUCCGCCGCUGCCGCCACAACCAGUACUAAGCAGCGGCGACAUGAGCUCGUCCAACUUUUCGGGCCCGCUAGGCCCGGUGCUGCCACCGCCGCCGCCCUCGGUUGCUCUAGGGUUCAACAAGAGCACAUUCACCUACGAUGAGCUCGUGGGGGCGACCGCGGGGUUUGCGCAGGCAAACCUGCUUGGGCAGGGCGGGUUCGGGUACGUCCACAAAGGGGUGCUGCCCAACGGCAAGGAGAUCGCGGUGAAAAGCCUAAAGAGCGGCAGUGGGCAAGGAGAUAGGGAGUUUCAAGCGGAGGUUGAGAUUAUCAGCCGGGUCCACCACCGUCACCUUGUGUCACUUGUGGGGUAUUGCAUUGCUGGUGGAAGGAAGAUGUUGGUCUAUGAGUUUCUUCCUAACAACAACCUUGACGUCCACCUUCAUGACAAGGCACGUCAAGCGAUAGACUGGACUAAAAGGCUGAAAAUUGCGGUGGGAUCCGCCAAAGGGUUUGCUUACUUGCAUGAAGAUUGCCACCCUCGCAUCAUUCACCGAGACAUCAAAACCGCCAAUAUUUUGCUUGAUUUCAACUUUGAAGCUAAGGUUGCAGAUUUCGGUUUGGCUAAGCUUAAUCAAGACAACUAUACCCAUGUGUCUACUCGAGUCAUGGGAACUUUUGGGUACUUGGCUCCUGAGUACGCAUCAAGUGGCAAGCUAACUGAUAAAUCAGAUGUAUUCUCUUUUGGUGUGGUGCUUUUGGACCUAAUAACUGGACGACGCCCUGUGGACUCCACUGAUGACUUUACAGAGGACAGCUUGGUCGAUUGGGCUAGACCUCUUUGUUUGAAAGCGUUGGAGGACGGAAACUAUGAUGAAUUGGUGGAUCCGCGCUUGGAGAAUAACUAUGUCCCACAUGAGAUGGCGCGUAUGGUGGCCUGCGCUGCUGCAAGCAUUCGUCACUCUGCGAGGAGGCGACCGAAGAUGAGCCAGAUUGUGCGAGCGUUGGAAGGUGACGUCUCACUAGAAGACUUGAACGAAGGGGUGAAACCUGGCCAAAGUUCUUACUUUGGCUCCAGUUCUGAAAUUUAUGAGGCUGGCUCCUACAGUGCUAACAUGAGGAAGUUAAGGAAGAAGGCAUUGGACAGCCAAGAAUAUGGAAGCAGCGAAUACGGGGCCACGAGCGAAUACGGCCUCAAUCCUUCUUCGAGUAGCGACGAUUCGACCCAUGAAAUUAGCAGGAAAGGAAGUUUAAUGAUCCAUUAA